Messenger RNA from Nerophis ophidion (straightnose pipefish), 2310 nucleotides. RefSeq names its product zinc finger protein 239-like. The coding region runs from base 131 to 1285 and encodes 384 amino acids. Gene Ontology annotation, biological process: regulation of transcription by RNA polymerase II. NCBI's taxonomy places the organism in Eukaryota, Metazoa, Chordata, Actinopteri, Syngnathiformes, Syngnathidae. Gene Ontology annotation, molecular function: RNA polymerase II cis-regulatory region sequence-specific DNA binding; DNA-binding transcription factor activity. The record is from RefSeq and is a predicted model, not a curated record. The transcript is spliced from 2 exons.
GCCAUUACACCAAAAAAAGAGGACGAAGAAGAAGAGGCGCAUGUGCGAACACAUAGACUGAGACGGACGUUAGCAUUUUAGCAUUUAGCAGCGGGAAAGCUCGUCGGUGUGCUCGCUACAAGACACCAAAAUGUUUAAAGAGUUGGUGAAAGAGCGACUAAUGGCGGCAGCUGAUGAAAUAUUCGCGCUAUUCGAAAGCACGAUAACGUCGUACGAGGAAGAACUUUCUAGAACGAGAGAGGAGAAGGAGCGACAUCGACAACAACUGGAAGCUGUUCGCAAAACUCAAAUUGUGCUACACGUUGAAGACGUCCGGCAGCUCCGUCGCGAAGAGUGUCCCUUUACGCCACAGGACGGAAGCUUCACUUUGAAGCAGGAGUAUUCACAGUCCCCCCAUCUCAAAGACUGUAUCAGUCAGUCAGGAGAAGAGUGUUUUCCAGGGCUGCAGGAGGCUGAUCUCACCAACUUACCUCUGACUGGUUUCUCUGUGAAGGCUGUAGACCAUGAAGACAAACCUCAAGUUGACCACCUCUUAGCUCCUCUAUCAGAUAGUGACGACAUAAUGUCACACUCUGCUGAGGAUGUAAACGAGGACCACACCCAAGAACCUUUGAGCAGCGAUACAGACUGUGAAGAUGGUAUGAGGACUCACACUGACAACCAACACCCUGAAUGCUCUGAAAAGAAGACAUGUAAAAAAGGUUUUACCUGCUCGUUUAGUGCUGAAAUGUUUGGUAAAAAAAGUAAUUAUGAUGAACAGGUGAGAACACAGACACAAGAAAAAACUUUCAAAUGUUCAGUUUGUGGCAAUACAUUUUCUCUGAAGCAAAGCCUGAACAUACACAUGAGAACGCACACAGGAGAAAAACCUUAUAUUUGCUCAUUUUGCUGUAAAAAGUUUUCCCAGAAAUCCAAUUUGACUGUACACAUGAGAACACACACGCAAGAAAAACCUUUCAGAUGCUCAGUUUGCGGCAAUACAUUUUCUCAGAAGGCCACUUUGACUUUGCACAUGAGAACACACACAGGAGAAAAACCUUUCAAAUGUUUAAUUUGCGGCGAUACAUUUUCUCAGAGGGGCAGCCUGAAACAACACAUAAGAAGGCACACUGGAGAAAAACCUUUCAUUUGUCCAUUUUGCUGUAAAAAGUUUUCUCAGAAAGCCACUUUGACUGCACACAUGAGAACACACACUGGAGAAAAGCCUUUUCAAUGUUCAUUUUGUGGAGAUUCAUUUACUCAGAGGGCCAACCUGCUAUUUCACAUGAGAAAACACACAGGAUAAAAACCUUUCGGUGGUCCUUUGAGAUGAAGAUUAUUCUGAAAAGCAAAGUUUGACAGCACACAGGAGAAGAAAUGUUUUCCUGUCCAGUUUGUGCUCUAAGAUAGUCAAAUAGUAGAAGUGGAAUGUUUUGCAUGAAAAAUAGAAGUAGUUAUAGUACUAAUAGUUUAUUUUGCUUUUGUUUUUUUACCUUAAUAUUCAUUGGGAUUUUCACAUAAUACAUAGACUUGAUGGGGGAAAAAUAUAUAGGUAUCUCUACAACAAAAAAAGUCGUAUAAUUACAUUUUGUUUAUAAAUGAAUAAAAAAUAAUUUAAAAAACUAUUAACAAUCAUAGAUAAACGUAAUAAAACAUGCUUGUGGGAUCAAUAAUUUUUUUUUUCAAGUAGUUUCUUAACAUUUAAAAGGUGGUUCUUUACUAAAUAUAAGUUUUGUGAUUUUUUUUUUUUUCUAAAUAAAUUAUCCACUUCAACCAUCUUUUCUUGAACAGGUCCACCAUAGUAUGUAGUAUUUGAGUCAGGUUUGUGUUUGGAUCAUUUCACUGUUGAUUAUCUCACCUCGGUCUCUCGCCACCUCAGACAAACCUGCAAAUAAGCUUAUUCCAGGCUGAUAAUUGUUUAUUGUAGUCAUUUAUACGCCACUUAGAUAGUGAUGAUCUAUUGUUUAUAUGACACCAGAUUCCCUCAUGAGUUCCAGGUUAGAGUGCUACUAAGAACAGCAGCUACAUUAUUUUAGAUGGACUCCGAAGCAAAUUAACAACAUUGACUAACAUAUUCAGACUGUCUGGGUGGUGGAGGACAACAUGGAUGGAGUUUUGCCUCAGAUUGAAAGUGUGCUUGGUAUAUAUUUCUUUGUCAUUAUGAUUGCACCAACAUGUACUUCAGCAGUUCAUUCUUUAUUUGAAGAGCAUUUAUGAUGCUAUGUCUUACUGUUUCCUUAUUAGCUAUCUGGAAGACUCAGUUAUUUCUGCCUGCCACUGAUGUGUGUUUGUAUGAUGUCUAAUACAUUAAAAUAAUUUAGUUCUAUUAAA